AUGUUGAUCAAACGCGAAAUCACCCUGGCGCCGAUCGCCUUUAUGCACCUCAACUUCUCCUUCCCGGACUGUACCAAGCCACCGCUCUCCUCCAAUGCCAUCUGCAACCCUUCGCUCGACUACUACACGCGAGCCUCCGCCCUCGUCAACGAAUUCAACACCACCGAGCUCGUCAACAACACCAUCAACUACGCUCCCGGCGUCCCGCGUCUCGGCGUGCCCAACUACCAGUGGUGGACUGAGGCGCUGCACGGAGUAGCUGGAAGUCCCGGUGUCAAUUUUAAUGAGGACGAGUCGGCAGAGUAUGGUUCUGCGACGAGUUUCCCCCAGAUCAUCAACUUGGGUGCUACGUUCGACGACGGGCUUUAUCAGCAGGUGGCUUCGCACAUUGCGAACGAGACGAGGGCGUACAGCAACGCUGGGAAGGCAGGGUUGAACCUGUACAGUCCUCUCAACAUCAACGCCUUCCGCGAUCCUAGGUGGGGUCGUGGACAGGAGACGGUCGGUGAGGACCCGCUUCACCUCAGUCGGUUCGCCGUCAAAGUCGUACACGGUCUCCAAGGUCCGCAGGCGCAAGACGACAAGAACCCGCGUCUCACCGUCGCCGCUACGUGCAAGCACUAUCUCGCAUACGACAUCGAAGAGUACGAUGGGGUGGAGAGGUACCAGUACAACUCGAUCGUCUCAAAGCAGGAUCUGGCGGACUUCUACCUGCCUCAGUUCCGUGCUUGUGUCAGGGAUGGAGGGGCCACGACGUUGAUGACUUCGUACAACGCGGUCAACAGCGUACCCCCCUCCGCGUCGAAGUACUACCUCGAAACGUUGGCGAGGAAGACGUGGGGGUUGGACAGGCACAACAACUACGUUACUUCGGACUGCGAUGCCGUCGCCAACGUGUACGACGGUCACCACUACGCCGACAACUACGUCCAGGCUGCUGCGGACAGCAUCAACGCCGGCACGGAUCUCGACUGCGGCGCCACCUACUCGGACAACCUCAACGCCGCUCUCCAGCAGAACCUGACCGAUGUCAAGACGAUCCGUCGUGCCGUUACGCGGAUGUUCGGAUCGCUCGUGCGACUGGGUUACUUCGACAAGGCGGAAGGGCAGCCUUUGAGGCAGUUGGGUUGGAAGGAUGUUAACGGGAAAGCGGCGCAGGAUCUGGCGUACACUUCGGCGGCGCAGAGUUUGACGUUGUUGAAGAAUGUCCAGAAAACACUUCCACUGGAAGAGAAGGAUACGAGGGGGAAGAAGAUCGCGCUGAUCGGACCGUAUACGAAUGCGACGGUUGCGCUGCGUGGCAACUACGCAGGACCCUCGCCCUUCGUCAUCACCAUGCUUCAAGCCGCUCAAAACACCUUCGCCGACUCGACGAUCGUCUCUGCCAACGGAACCAACAUCACCGGCGCCUACAACCCCACCCUCGCCUCGGCCGCUCUCGACGCUGCUCGAGACAGCGACACGAUCAUCUUCGCCGGAGGAAUCGACCCCACCGUGGAAGGGGAGGCCAACGACCGGCUCAACAUCACCUGGCCUCCCGCGCAGCUGCAGUUGAUCGACGAACUGAGCAAGCUCAACAAGAAGCUCGUCGUCAUCCAGUUCGGUGGUGGACAGAUCGAUGGAGCUGCGCUGAAGGCGAACCCGAAGGUAGGGGGGUUGUUGUGGGCGGGGUAUCCGGGACAGAGUGGUGCGCAGGCGGUGAUGGACGUAGUGGCGGGUAAGAUGAGUCCGGCUGGAAGGCUGCCCAUCACGCAGUACCCGGGAAGCUACACCGACGGUCUGCCCGAGUCCAAGAUGGCCUUGAGACCGGAUGCAGCCACCAACUACCCGGGAAGAACGUACAAGUGGUACUCGGGCAACGCGACCUAUCCCUUCGGCUACGGAUUGCACUAUACGACCUUUGCGGCUUCCAUCAAGAGUCCUUCCGAGUACACGAUCCCCUCUUCGACCAGCAACUACGCGGAACACGAAACGGUAGCAGACAUCGAGGUGACGUUGCACAACACGGGAAAGACGACCUCGGACUACGCAGCACUGCUCUUCGCCAAGCACAGCAACGGUCCAGCUCCCUAUCCGAAGAGGAGCUUGGCAGGGUACACGAAGGUGAAAUCGGUGAAGCCGGGGGAGAAGAGACAGGUGGUGGUCAAGGUGACCCAGGCGGCGUUGGCGAGGGCGGACGCGGGGGGCAAUGAGAUUCUGUACCCGGGCGAGUAUACGUUGGAGUUAGAUACCGAGGAAGGCGUGGAGAAGGUGUUGGCGAGCACCAAGUUGAGGUUGAUGGGGCAGGAGAAGAAUGUGAUCCCGUGGGUGAAGGGGGAUAUGUCGUGA
Pseudozyma hubeiensis SY62 is the source of this 2328-nucleotide messenger RNA. Its product is annotated as glycoside hydrolase. The transcript has a single exon. Gene Ontology annotation, biological process: xylan catabolic process; arabinan catabolic process. Gene Ontology annotation, molecular function: alpha-L-arabinofuranosidase activity; xylan 1,4-beta-xylosidase activity. NCBI's taxonomy places the organism in Eukaryota, Fungi, Basidiomycota, Ustilaginomycetes, Ustilaginales, Ustilaginaceae. Gene Ontology annotation, cellular component: plant-type cell wall. The record is from RefSeq and is a predicted model, not a curated record. Bases 1 to 2328 code for a protein of 775 amino acids.